CAGCGACAGCCAACAUUGAAGCCGAAGCUCCCCUGCCUUCCCUUCCGACUUUAGCCAGCUCUCCUCUCACGGAAGCGCAAGCUUUUCAUAGAUGGAUUAUAAGGCGAAAUUGGACAAGUUCAACAAGCAGGCAGAGAGGUGCUCGACGAUCAAGAACGUGGCUGCCAAGGCUGGAUCUUCCAACACUUCUCAGAAACCUUCCGGCAAUGGUGCUGCAGCAAGCAGCGGGAAAAGUCCUGCUCCCAACAGUAUCAAGUUCUCUAAUGAUACAGAAAGGCUUCAACUCAUCAAUGGCAUCCGGAAGGCUCCCGUCGGGGCGCAGAUGAAGCGUGUUAUAUCGCUCUUGGACAAGACAAGGAGAGCAUUCACUCCAGACCAGAUAAAUGAAGCCACACAUGUUGAUGUUAGACUAAACAAGGAACUCUUUGACAGUUUGAAGGCAAAUCCAAAAGUGAACUACGAUGGGAGGAGUUUCUCCUAUAAGACAUUCUUGGUUUUGAAUUGCUUACAGUCAACACAUAACUUGCUGAACAAGGACGAACUACUUAAAUUUAUUCGGCGGUACUCUCUGGGAAUUGCUGUCAUUGAGCUUAAGGAUGCAUACCCCCGUGUCAUGGAAGACCUACAGGAACUGAAAACUGAAGGCAAAAUAUGGCUGAUGUCGAACUUUGAUUCAAAGGAGGAUAUUGCUUAUCCUAAUGACCCUAAGGUAAUCAUCAAGGUGGAUGAUGACCUAAAAGAACUCUUUCGGGAGAUUCCAUUGCCUCUCGACAUGCUCGACAUUGAGAGGGAUCUGCAGAAGAAUGGCAUGAAGCCUGCGACAGAUACUGCAAAGAGGAGAGCUGCAGCACAAAUUGAUGGCAUCCCCCCGAAGUCGGAGUCUAAGAAGAAGAAGAAGCACGAGAUCAGCAAGAGGACCAAGCUCACUAAUGCACAUCUUCCUGAGCUUUUUCAGCACCUAAAUCAUUGAACACUUUGAAACAUACGAGACUCCUUGACAUUGAACUGAAAGGACAUCGAACUAACCAAAUAUAUUCGAUCAAAUUGAUAAAGCAAGAUGCAAUUGUACAGGUUGUUCUUGGAGAAAUGUGCUCCACAUAAGCUGGCCCCUGCAAACCUUCAACCGCACUGCUCUACUAGACAAGAGAUUUCAAAGCAUGAUUGCAAUUGUUAUGUGCAAACUUUCAAAUGUUGUUUUGAACCAUGGUCCAUCUGCACCAUGAAUGUUGUGUCCUUUCUUUUUGAGGUGGUGUUGCGUGAUGUUAUGGACUUGAUAAAUUCAAGUGAACUAUUACUUGUGGUGUCUCUAUUAUCUAUACAAAGG
Messenger RNA from Linum tenue, 1324 nucleotides. The record is from the annotation of a GenBank genome assembly. NCBI's taxonomy places the organism in Eukaryota, Viridiplantae, Streptophyta, Magnoliopsida, Malpighiales, Linaceae.